AUGACAGAAAUCCUCUGCUAUGACGACAGCUACCUGCGCGAGUUCGACGCCACUGUUAUCGACACCGCGCCUAAGGGCGUUAUGCUCGACCGCACGGCGUUCUACCCGGGCGGCGGGGGGCAGCCUGCGGACAGCGGCACGCUCACCGCAGGCGAGGUGCCCUACACGGUCAAGCGCCUGUCGCGGCAGGACGGCAAACUGGUGCAUGAGAUUGAUGGCGACCUGCCCCCUGUCGGCGCGAGCAUGCAUGGCGAGCUAGACUGGGAUCGCCGAUACCUGCUGAUGCGCACGCACACGGCGCUGCAUAUUCUCUGCGGCGUGGUAUGGCGCGACUAUGGCGCGCAGGUUACCGGGGGUAACAUGCAGCCCGGGAGCGCGCGCAUGGACUUCGAGUUUGAGAACAUGUCAGCAGAUUUCGCCGAGCGCAUGGAGACGUUGGUGAAUGAAGAGGUGCAGGCGGCGCGUGGCAUAGAAAUCAAAACUCUGCCUCGUGAAGAAGCCUUCAGCAUCCCCGACCUGAUACGCACUAAGAUAAACUUGCUGCCGCCCGCAAUCACCGAGAUUCGCACUGUCAACAUCACAGGUCUUGAUCUGCAGGCGGAUGGCGGAACGCAUGUCGCCAACACCAGUGAAGUAGGCGCAAUCAGCGUUGUCGGGCACGAGAGCAAGGGGCGCAUCAAUAAGCGUCUUCGCAUCCGCAUUGACGCCUGA
Molecule: messenger RNA, 711 nt
Organism: Geodia barretti
Lineage: Eukaryota; Metazoa; Porifera; Demospongiae; Tetractinellida; Geodiidae
Source: the annotation of a GenBank genome assembly